Molecule: messenger RNA, 5532 nt
Organism: Neomonachus schauinslandi (Hawaiian monk seal)
Lineage: Eukaryota; Metazoa; Chordata; Mammalia; Carnivora; Phocidae
Gene: TUT4
Product: terminal uridylyl transferase 4
Molecular function (GO): RNA uridylyltransferase activity; nucleic acid binding; zinc ion binding
Source: RefSeq, a predicted model, not a curated record
GGCGCCGCGCGCGCCUGUAGCUCGCGGGCCUCGCAGUUUGUUUGCCUAAUCUGGACUUGAAGCAGUUCAGCUACUGGGAAUCUGCCAUUUAACAAUAUCACAAUUGGAAAGAAGCAGGUUUUCAAAUAAUGGAAGACUCUAAGACCUCUAAAAAUGAAAAUCAUGAACCAAAGAAGAAUGCUUGGGCUCUUUCUGAAGAAAGCAAAGCAGUUAAAGUUAUAUCUAAUCAGACUUUGAAAGCUAGAAAUGAUAAAUCCAUAAAAGAAAUUGGGACCAGCUCUCCAAAUAAGAAUAGUAGUAAAAAAAAUAAGCAAAAUGAUAUUUGUAUAGAAAAAACAGAAGUUAAAUCAUGUAGAAUAAAUGCUGCCAACAUAGCAAGCCCUAGAGAUUUGGGAUUAGUCCUUCGAGAUCAAAGUCACUGCAAAACAAAAAAAAUCCCUAAUUCACCGGUGAAAGCAGAAAAGGUACCAGUUUCACAAGCAAAAGCAGAAAAAUCACCAAAGUCCCCUAAUUCACCAGUGAAAACAGAAAAGACACCCAGCUCACAGAUGAAAUCAGAAAAGGUCCCUGGUUCACCAGCAGAACCAGAAAAGGCUCCCAGUUUACUGUUGAAGGAAAACAUGCGACGGACAGAAUUACAACAUAUUGGAAAAACAAUUCCAAGCUCUUUUACGACUCUGGACAAAGUGAAUAUUGAUGUAGAGGGAGGAAAAUCUGCUUUGGAAAACUCACCAGGAUCUCAGAAGCAACAAGCAUGUACAGAUAAUACUGUUGAUUCUGAUGAUAGUGCUUCAGGAAUUGAAGACAUAUCGGAUGAUUUGAGUAAAAUGAAGAAUGAUGACUCUAAUAAAGAAAAUUCUUCAGAGAUGGACUAUUUAGAAAAUGCUACUGUGAUAGAUGAAUCUGCAUUGACACCUGAGCAGAGGCUAGGCUUGAAACAAGCAGAAGAACGCUUAGAAAGAGAUCACAUCUUUCGACUUGAAAAACGCUCACCAGAAUAUACCAAUUGCCGAUAUCUAUGCAAACUUUGCUUAAUUCACAUUGAAAACAUCCAGGGAGCUCAUAAACAUAUAAAGGAGAAACGACAUAAGAAAAAUAUUUUGGAAAAACAGGAAGAAAGUGAGCUUCGUUCUCUGCCACCUCCUACCCCUGCCCACCUGGCUGCUUUAAGUGUUGCAGUUAUUGAAUUAGCAAAAGAACAUGGAAUAACAGAUGAUGACCUCAGAGUCCGUCAGGAAAUUGUGGAGGAAAUGUCUAAGGUGAUAACAACAUUUUUACCAGAGUGUUCACUUAGGUUGUAUGGCUCAUCUCUGACUAAGUUUGCUCUGAAAAAUAGUGAUGUUAAUAUAGAUAUAAAAUUUCCUCCCAGGAUGAAUCAUCCAGAUCUACUGAUACAAGUGCUUGGGAUUUUAAAAAAAAGUGUAUUAUAUAUAGAUGUGGAAUCUGAUUUUCACGCCAAAGUUCCUGUUGUGGUGUGCAAAGAUCGGAAAAGUGGUUUGCUUUGUAGAGUGAGUGCAGGAAAUGAUAUGGCAUGCCUCACUACUGAUUUACUUGCUGCUCUUGGCAAGUUGGAACCUGUCUUUACUCCCUUGGUGUUAGCCUUUCGCUACUGGGCUAAGUUAUGCUAUAUUGACUCCCAAACUGAUGGUGGAAUCCCUUCUUACUGUUUUGCUUUAAUGGUGAUGUUUUUUCUACAACAAAGAAAACCCCCUCUUCUUCCUUGCUUACUUGGAAGUUGGAUUGAAGGCUUUGACCCAAAAAGAAUGGAUGACUUUCAGCUGAAGGGCAUAGUAGAAGAGAAGUUUGUGAAGUGGGAAUAUAAUUCAAGUAGUGCAACUGAGAAAAACUCAAUUGCUGAGGAAAACAAAGCUAAGGCAGACCAACCAAAAGAUGAUACCAAGAAGACAGAAACAGACAACCAAAGUAAUGCCAUGAAGGAAAAACAUGGCAAAUCUCCUUUAACAUUGGGAACACCAAAUCAGGUAUCCCUGGGACAGUUGUGGUUAGAGCUGCUAAAAUUUUACACACUGGAUUUUGCUUUGGAAGAAUAUGUCAUAUGUGUACGGAUACAAGAUAUUUUAACAAGAGAAAACAAAAACUGGCCUAAAAGGCGAAUAGCCAUUGAAGAUCCAUUUUCAGUCAAGAGGAAUGUUGCACGGAGCUUAAACAGCCAGCUUGUUUAUGAAUAUGUUGUGGAGAGAUUCAGGGCAGCUUAUCGGUAUUUUGCCUGUCCUCAGAGGAAGGGUGGAAAUAAAUCUACAGUGGAUUCUAUGAAAAAAGAGAAGGGGAAAAUAAGCAAUAAGAAACCUGUGAAGUCUGACAAUAUGGCAUCCAGUUGUUGCAUUCUACUUGGAGAAAGCACAGAAAAAAUAAAUGCAGAAAGAGGUCAGCCUGAUAAAUAUGAUGAAAUGGAAUGUACAUCACAGAGAUGUAUUACUGAAGAUGACAGUUUGUUGGUAAAUGAACUAGAUUUGGCUGAACUCGAACAGGAAUCUUCCUGUCUUUCUACCAGUGAAGACAGUGAAUUAGAGCCAAGAUCAAAUAAGAAACAAGAUGAUUUAGCACCUUCAGAAACUUGUUUAAAAAAGAAACUCAGCCAGUGUAAUUGCAUUGAUUAUAAAUCCCCUGACCCAGAUGAAUCUGUUGGUACAGACUGCAGGUCAAAUAUAGAAACAGAGAGUUCACAUCAGAUUGUGAGCACUGACACAUCUGCUACCUCUUGCAACUGCAAAGCUACAGAAGAUGCUUCUGACCUUAAUGAUGAUGAUAACCACCCCACCCAGGAAUUAUAUUAUGUGUUUGAUAAGUUUAUUUUAACCUCUGGCAAGCCACCAACGAUAGUAUGCAGCAUCUGCAAAAAAGAUGGCCAUUCAAAAAAUGAUUGUCCAGAGGACUUCAGGAAAAUUGAUCUAAAACCUCUACCAAAACAAACUUUUAACUUAGAUGAGUUAUCACCACCCUUUUCUGAACAACACAACAGGGAGCAAAUUUUAAUUGGCUUGGAAAAGUUUAUUCAAAAAGAAUAUGAUGAAAAGGCAAGAUUGUGCUUAUUUGGCUCUUCUAAGAAUGGAUUUGGAUUUCGUGAUAGUGAUCUGGAUAUUUGUAUGACCCUGGAAGGCCACGAAAAUGCAGAGAAAUUAAACUGUAAAGAAAUAAUUGAAAAUUUGGCAAAAAUUCUUAAGAGACAUCCAGGUUUAAGGAACAUUUUGCCUAUAACUACUGCCAAAGUGCCUAUAGUAAAAUUUGAACAUAGACGAAGUGGUUUAGAAGGUGAUAUCAGUUUAUAUAAUACCUUGGCUCAACAUAACACAAGAAUGCUAGCUACUUAUGCAGCUAUUGAUCCUAGAGUACAGUACUUGGGAUAUACUAUGAAGGUGUUUGCAAAGCGAUGUGACAUUGGAGAUGCUUCUAGGGGAAGUUUAUCUUCAUAUGCUUAUAUCCUUAUGGUGCUGUACUUUCUGCAGCAGAGAAAACCACCUGUUAUCCCAGUUCUACAAGAGAUCUUUGAUGGAAAACAGAUUCCACAGAGAAUGGUUGAUGGAUGGAAUGCAUUUUUCUUUGAUAAAACAGAAGAACUGAAAAAACGUUUACCUUCACUUGGAAAGAACACAGAAACAUUAGGAGAGCUUUGGUUGGGACUGCUUCGCUUCUAUACUGAAGAGUUUGAUUUCAAGGAAUAUGUAAUUAGCAUUCGGCAGAAAAAGCUGUUGACAACUUUUGAGAAGCAGUGGACAUCCAAAUGCAUUGCAAUUGAAGAUCCUUUUGACUUGAAUCAUAACCUUGGUGCUGGAGUUUCUAGAAAAAUGACCAAUUUUAUCAUGAAGGCAUUUAUCAAUGGAAGGAAACUUUUUGGUACCCCCUUUUAUCCACUCAUUGGCAGAGAAGCUGAGUACUUCUUUGAUUCCCGAGUAUUAACAGAUGGAGAACUGGCUCCCAAUGAUCGGUGUUGUCGUGUGUGUGGAAAAAUAGGCCACUACAUGAAAGACUGCCCUAAAAGGAGAAGUUUACUGUUUAGACUAAAGAAGAAAGACAGUGAAGAAGAGAAGGAUGGGAAUGAAGAGGAGAAAGAUUCCCGAGACCUUGUUGACCCCCGAGACCUCCACGACACUCGAGAGUUUAGAGACCUCAGAUGCUUUAUAUGUGGAGAUGCAGGACAUGUACGAAGGGAGUGCCCAGAGGUCAAGCUGGCUCGUCAGAGGAAUAGCAGUGUGGCAGCAGCCCAGCUGGUCCGCAACCUUGUAAAUGCCCAGCAGGUGGCUGGUUCAGCCCAGCAACAGGGUGAUCAGUCCAUAAGGACUAGACAGUCCUCAGAAUGUUCUGAUUCACCAUCUUAUUCUCCUCAGCCCCAGCCGUUUCCACAGAACUCUUCCCAAUCAGCUGCCAUUACUCAGUCUCCAUCCCAGCCAGGAUCCCAACCCAAGCUUGGCCCACCUCAGCAGGGAGCCCAGCCCCCCCAUCAGGUCCAGAUGCCUGUGUAUAACUUUCCACAGUCACCACCAGCUCAGUAUUCUCCCAUGCACAAUAUGGGAUUGUUGCCAAUGCACCCUCUCCAGAUCCCUGCCCCAUCCUGGCCUAUCCAUGGUCCAGUGAUCCACUCUGCACCAGGCAGUGCCCCCAGCAAUAUUGGCCUGAACGAUCCCAGCAUCAUCUUUGCACAGCCUGCUGCCAGACCUGUGGCGAUCCCUAACUCCUCUCAUGAUGGACACUGGCCUCGUACUGUGGCUCCAAAUUCCCUGGUGAACAAUGGUACAGUGGGGAAUUCGGAGCCAGGCUUUCCAGGACUAAAUCCUCCAAUUCCUUGGGAACAUGCACCACGUCCCCAUUUCCCUCUUGUCCCAGCUUCGUGGCCUUAUGGUUUGCAUCAAAACUUCAUGCAUCAGGGAAAUGCCAGAUUUCAGCCCAACAAACCAUUCUAUACUCAAGACAGAUGUGCCACCCGUCGGUGUAGAGAGCGUUGUCCCCACCCACCAAGAGGAAACGUGUCGGAGUAAUGCGAGUCCAUUUUCUUUCAGCUGGUCUACCGAUGCACAGCAACCAGCCAAUCCUGCUGUCUCAAGGGUAUCCGUACCUCAAUGUCAGUUACAUUCAGCAGAAAAAGUGACAUUUAAUGGAAAGCAAAACAAAUCAGGUCCUGAUUUAAAAUUUUAACACAUUUAGAUAGCUUAUUUAAAUUCUAAGACUGUUUUUAAAGACUGUAUUAUUUGUAUAUAAAUAUGAACUAUAGUUUUUACUAGUAUCACCAAAUUGAGUGAUACAAAUUUCAUCUAUUUUAUUACCCUAUUUUUAAGGGAAUUUUAUGUUUUGUUUAAUCUUGAUGAAUUGUAUAAAGAGAGAAUUUAAAAAUUACAUUCUUUAUUUUCUAUUAGCUGUAUUCAUACUUUGGUUGCUUCAGACUUUAUAUAUAUUGUUCUUAAGAAUUAGGAAAAACUUUCAUGUGUUUUAAAUUUGUCACUUCUAUUCUUUACAGAACCUUGUAGUGCCAAAAACUUUUUAAAAGGUAAAAAAAAAAAAAAUAAAACUACAACGUGAAGA